GCAGGUAAUGCAGGUAGUGAAAGAACAGAUAAUGAGAGCACUCACUACCAAGCCUAGCUCUCUGGAUCAAUUCAAGAGCAAACUUCAGAAUCUCAGUUACACGGAAAUACUGAAAAUACGCCAGUCUGAAAGAAUGAACCAAGAAGAUUUCCAGUCUCGUCCAAUUCUGGAACUAAAGGAGAAGAUUCAGCCGGAGAUCUUAGAACUGAUCAAGCAGCAACGUCUCAAUCGACUUGUGGAGGGCACCUGCUUUAGGAAACUCAACAGUCGACGUCGACAAGACAAAUUUUGGUAUUGUCGACUUUCACCUAAUCACAAGGUCUUGCACUACGGAGACUUGGAAGAAAGUCCACAGGGAGAAGUCCCUCAUGAUUCCUUGCAAGAUAAAUUGCCAGUGGCAGAUAUAAAAGCUGUUGUGACUGGGAAGGACUGCCCACACAUGAAAGAGAAAGGAGCUCUUAAACAAAACAAGGAGGUGCUAGAGCUUGCUUUCUCGAUAUUGUAUGACUCAAGCGGCCAGUUGAAUUUCAUUGCUCCAGACAAGCAUGAGUACUGUGUAUGGACCGAUGGUUUGAACGCCCUCCUUGGGAAGGAUAUGUUGAGUGACCUAACGCGGAACGACCUAGACACGCUGCUCAGCAUGGAGAUAAAGCUACGCCUCCUUGACUUGGAAAAUAUACAGAUCCCAGAUGCUCCCCCACCUAUCCCAAAGGAGCCCAGCAACUACGACUUUGUUUAUGACUGUAACUGAGGCAGUCACUGAAACUUGCUCUGAAACUGGAAAUACAUUAUAACUGGAGAGAUAUUAAAAAAAAAAAAAAAAAAAAAAAAAAAAAAAAAGAGUGUGAGGGAAAAAAGAAACCCACUUUUGCACCUUGGAUUUUGGCUUUGGGGAGGGAUGUAGAAACACUUGCAUUCCUCCCUGUUCCCUGCAUCCCUUCCUUCCCCAUUCCUUCCCAUCUUCCCCAUUGCUCAUCCAAAUCCACAUUGCUUUAAUUAACUUGUAAUUGCGGGCCAUUGGCCUUGCUUAAGGCAAAGACUGCCACUAAGAAGCACCCUCCUGAGGACUUUUUUUACAUUUUUAAUACUGGAAUAGACAUUCUUAACUAAAGGACGUUGUUAUCAAACUGCAUGCCUGUGAAACCCACCUGGCAGGGCAGAGGCUUUAACUGGAAGGAGGAGGGAGGUAGGGAGCAGAAGCAGCUACUGUAAGCAGAAGAUUUCCCCAGACACUCACAAGAGCCUGCUCACCACCGAAUCCAAUGAGAUGAUGAAAUUCGUUAACUGCUUCCCAGUGCUUGCACCAUCCGUCACUGUCAUUAUUCUCUCCACCGUCAUCUCAACUCCUGCCUCCAGCCUUCACCCAACUGAUCGGCUCCCAGAAUGGAAAGUCUGCAGGUUUUUGCUGUACCAUACGCUGCAAUGCUGCAACAGCUUUUAACUUCUUUUCCUCCCAGCUCUUACAAUAGCCCCACACUAGCAGAUCACUCGCACAAACCGUAUACGAAGCCACUAGUGUGUCCCAUUUCCUGUAGCAUUCCCUAAGCCUCAGUUGCCUCUGAAAUUGGCUUGUUGCUAUUUGAAGUGAUUUUUAUUUCCUUGGUCCAAAGUACGACAGUAAUUUUCACAAAUUAAUUACAACUGCCAAACAUCCAGGUUUACAUCGUUGUCAUUGCUACAGUGUUAGAAAUUUGCAAGGGAUUUUUUUUGUACGGGUUCUAAUUUUUUUAUUUUAUUUUGCCAAACAAAUAUAUUUAAUGAAAACUAAUUUCAUUGUGAGUACUUUUGGGGAACAAUAUUUUUACUUAAUUUCCAUUAGGAACAUUUGCCCUGAAGGGAAAAACCAUCAUUCCCUUCAACUUCACUGUUGAAUAAAAAUCUGAGUUGUGAUGAUUCUUGGAA
Cyanistes caeruleus (blue tit) is the source of this 1902-nucleotide messenger RNA. The record is from RefSeq and is a predicted model, not a curated record. Lineage: Eukaryota; Metazoa; Chordata; Aves; Passeriformes; Paridae.